GCGGGCCAGCUCGGGGCGGGGACUCGCUCCCGCUCCGGCUGCUAAUGGUUUAUUAGAAGGGCGGGGAUAAAAAAUUCCCGCCGGCGCUCUCGGGGUAGGCGGGACGGCUCGCCUCUGCGCGUCGCUCCACUUGUGGGCCGCCGGGGCAGAGCUGCAGUGGGCGGGGUGCCAGUUCCUUCCGCGAAGGGGAAGUGGGCAGGGCUGAUGCGCAGGGCUCCACGGGUGAUUUCGCGGGUUUCUGGCUUUUCCAAAUCCUUGUUUGUUUUCUGGGGGCCGAGCUCCUCUAAGGUCCGGGGGUUUGCGACGUCCCGCGCACGUCAUCACGAAGCUCUGUCAGAGGGUCCCGUUUCCUAGCUACGGUGCCCCUCCCUCCUGGGGGUGAGUAGCAGACGGGCGGGCGAUCUGCGUCAGGUGUCUGCGUCCCGCCGAGGAGACAGAAGCUUAAGUGAAAAUGGUACAUAUUAGAAGACAUGAAACGAGGAAAAAUUCUAAAACUCAAGAGUGUGAACAGAAAUCUCGAGUGGAUUGGAGGCGGACUAAAAGAAGUAGUCUCUCACAAUUAUGUGAUAGUGAUGAUGAGCUUGACAGUGAUGAGGAGCUUGAUAGUGAUGAAAGUGUUGACAAUAAUGAAAGUGUUGACAGUGACGAAGAACCUGAUAGUAACAAGGGGCUUGAUAGUAAUAAGAAGCCAGAAAAUGAAGGAGAGCUUAAAUUAAUUGAAGUUGAAAGUGAAGGAAACAGUAGUAAGCAUCUCAUUAACACUGGCAACAGUUCGACAUACGAAGAAGAAAAGAACAAAACCAAACAUGGAAGUAUUGACUUACCAGAUCAUGAAAAGCAUUCAGGUCAAGAGGAAGAUGAUCUCAACAAACACUCUGGACAAAUACCAGAGGAAGAUUUAGAAGAAGAACACAUCAAGCGAGGGAAGAGAAAAAGGAUCUCCUCUGUGAUGUACGACAGUGAUGAAAGUGACGACAGUGAUAUCCUAGUUAGAAAAGUGGGCGUUAAACAUCCGCGUAGAGUGGUUGAAGAUGAAUGUUCUUCAGUGGAGAUGGAGCAAAAAGAACCUGAAAAAACUUUAGCCACAAGAAAGCGAGAACAGCUCCAGAAACUGCAAGACCUCUCAAAACAGAGAUCUCGUCAGAGACGCAGUAGUAGUAGAGAUCUUGAGGACUCUGAAAAGAAAUCCUGCCCAAGCAGUGAUGAAAAUGAUGAUGAGGAGGAGGGGGAGGAGGAAGAUGAUUAUGAAUAUGAUGAAGAUGGAGAUGAUUAUAUUAUUGAUGACUUUGUAGUGCAAGAUGAGGAGGGUGAUGAAGAGAAUAAAAGCCAAGGAGGAGAAAAAUUGACUACAUCACAACUGAAAUUAGUAAAACAGAAUUCUCUUUAUUCUUUUAGUGACCACUAUACUCACUUUGAAAGAGUUGUGAAGGCUCUUCUGAUCAAUGCUCUAGAUAAAUCUUUUCUGGGAACAUUAUAUGAUGGCACCAGGCAAAAAUCAUAUGCACAAGAUAUGUUGACAUCUCUUCAUUAUUUGGAUAACCGCUUUGUUCAGCCUCGUCUAGAGAAUUUAACCUCUAGAAGUCGUUGGAAAGAGCAAUAUAAGGAGCGAGUAGAAAAUUAUUCUAAUGUAAGUAUCCAUUUGAAGAAUCCUGAGAACUGUUCCUGCCAGGCUUGUGGAUUGCAUCGCCACUGUAGAUAUUCGGUGCAUUUAUCAGGAAAGUUAUAUAACACCAGGACUAUGGAAAUAGAUGAUUUCAUGUCACAUGAUAAACAGGUGUUUACUGUUGGCAGAAUUUGUGCUAAUCGUACCAGAAUUUACCAUAAUCUGAAACAUUUUAAAUUCAAGCUGUACGAGGAAUGUUGCUCCAUUGCAAAGACAGAAGAGGUUGAAGAUGAACAGGUUAAAGAAGCAGUGGAGAGAAUUUUCAAUCAGUCAAAAGAAAAUGGCUGGAUUAAGGAGAACAGUUCUUGUGACCUGAGAGAGAAGAAGCACCUGGUGCCAAUCUGAGGAAAGGAUCUCGGCUGCCAGUUCUAAUACCACCCACAUCCUCUUCUUGAGGACAUGGGACUGAGCAGUGAGCACUGUAACUGAAGAUCAAGGGGAAUGCAGAGGUUUCAGGCCACGGCACUGAUUUUGAUUCCCCCAUAUCCUGUUGAUCACUAAAUUUGAUAUCAGGGAUAAAGUGGGGGUUUUGAAGAGUGCACUGGAUUCCCGAAGAUCUGCUGGCAGCUCAUAAGCUCUGGUCUGCUCACAGAGCUUUUAGAAUUGUUACGGUGCAUGGAAAGAAUGCUAAAAUGAUUGCAAUCUUCUAAAACAAGUCUAGUUACAUGACUGUAUAAGAGAGAACAGAUAAGAGAUUUUCAGGCAACUCAGAUCAACAGUAUAUUUAAUCUUAAAAAAAAAAAAAAGGCUGACUUGAGAUCCAUUGCCUGCGUUAUUUACAUCAUAGGGAAAUUUGUAAAAGCGAAAAAUAAAAAGAGAGCUUAGAGAAUAAACUUACGAGCAAAGGGCAAGAAAAUGAGAACAACAAAACAGGAACUUCUUAGGACAUUACAAGUUCCACAGAGGUCUCCUGGGCUGGUGAAUGACAUCAAGAUUGGUUUCCCUUUUGACAAUUAUCCGCCCACCACAAACCACCACCCAGUGAUCUCCUUGCCUGCCCCCCACAUCUUGACCCUUAAGUCGUCUUGUUCUCAUUUUUCUCUCUUCAGCUUUUUAUCUUUUACUUUGCUUCCACUUCUCUCACUCCCAAUUCUUUCCUCCUUAUCCUUCUCUGUGCUUUUUCAUUUGCCUUGGGGAAGAGCCAUCACUUACCCAGUAAGUCCCAACUUCAUUUUCCUUAAUGGCAUUAAAUUCUUAAGUGCUUUUAUUGAUGCAUUUAAGUGUUGCCAACCUUCUACUGGAGUUGAAAGACCUAUUGGAACGCUACAUUUUAAAAAAAAAUUAUGUACUAGGUGUAGCAAAAUCACUGUGCAUUACAUAUAUUAUAUAAUAAUUUUGUAUAUAGGGAAGAACAUUAAACUUCUUGCAGAAAAAAGUAAAAGCAUUUCCAAAUCACAUACCUUAGAGAAGGCUUAACAAGGUCUAUGACAACAGAAGGGACCUGGAAUAAAAAAAUAUUCUUAAGAAAAGAAAGCCAAGUAUCACAUUAUGCUUAAAGAAUAACACUUAGCAUUGGGCACUGAAGGUAUUUCAAGAUGGUGCAUGUUUAGGACAAUGUGCACAUUUUUUUUCACAUAAAAUACCAAAGAACUUAAUUUUCUUUUUGAGAUCCCUCCUACUUUAAAAAAAUUGUCUAUAGACUUUCUCAAAAGAUUUCCUAGAAACCAAAGAAGUUUAUUAGCCAAUAUAAACCCAUAUGCAGCUUUUUGUGCUGUGAUUAAACUUCAGGAUUUAUCAAGUACCCUGACAUUUCUCAACAUCACUCUGCCUCCCCCUCAGUGUGUGUGUGUAUGUGUCUUUGAGUAAUAGCACUACAUGUGUUCUUGUGAUGCAUGACUUCUUCUUGGCCACAGUUAUUCUAACCCUUUAGAAUGCCUGGGCUCAGUGCUACUAUGCUUGAGUGGCCACAUCCAUGGCUGUUUCUGCUCUUAGCUCUCAAUUAUUAUGUGAACCCCUUCUUUUACCUUACACAAACUAUCUGUUCCUGUCUUUCCUCCCACAGCUUGUGUUUCACACCUUGCUUUUUUCCUUACCUGACUCUUCUUCCUCUGAGCAUUUUUCUUCCAUUAUCUCGGGAUAUCUCAGCAUUUCUUCCCAAAGACCUGCGAACUAGACUAACUUCAUUCUUCUUAUUCUUCCUCCUAACAGUUGAACUAGGAGAUCUGUUUUUAACUAAUGAUAUUAAAAG
Molecule: messenger RNA, 3851 nt
Organism: Balaenoptera ricei (Rice's whale)
Lineage: Eukaryota; Metazoa; Chordata; Mammalia; Artiodactyla; Balaenopteridae
Gene: CCDC82
Product: coiled-coil domain containing 82
Exons: 8
Coding region: 452-2008 (518 amino acids)
Cellular component (GO): nucleus
Source: RefSeq, a predicted model, not a curated record